AUGCCAAAAACUCCUUCUGUGACACUUAAGUUUGCAUCAAACAACAGCUUUGUGGUCCAUAAUCCUGUUUUUGUGAUCCAUGGCACAGAGGGAGUUGUUGGAUUUUGCCUAGCCAUACAGCCAGCAGAUGAGGAUGUUGGGACAAUUGGACAGAACUUCAUGACAGGAUAUCGCAUGGUAUUUGAUCGAGAAAAUUUGAAACUGGGUUGGUCAGGCUCCAAUUGUGAGUACACAUGCUCUGGACAAUAUUUCAACACUGCACUUUGUAGAUUAUGUGUAAUUUUAUGUACUAUACCCAAUGGGCUGGUAUCAUUCAUGUCAGUUGGAAUCCUUAUAGCAGGUCAAGAUCUUGGUGAUGGUAAGAGAAUGCCGCUGACUCCGCCUAAUGGUAGUUCCCCUCUGUUGCUGUAUAGAACUGUCUCAUACCUUUCAAGUUGGGCACUGGCAUUGCCCAAGAGAGUAAUAUUGUAUCUCUGGUCCUAUGUACCUAUUUCCCCAUAGAGUAAUACUUUGCAUCCCUACCAAACGGUCCUUUGGCAGGGUUGCCUGAUAAACACAAGAUUUCUUAUGUUUGUAUUUUAUUCGUUUUCCUUUAUUUGGUGUAAUGUGCUGUAUUUUACUAUUAUCACCUUUGUGAUUCGUAUAUUAUUCUCCAUUUUGGCUAUCUGUAUGCGUUGUUCCACAAUAUUAUUAUCAUUGUCCCUUUCUUCUCUGCCAGAAGAAGUGCUAUUCAUG
Ilex paraguariensis (yerba mate) is the source of this 735-nucleotide messenger RNA. NCBI's taxonomy places the organism in Eukaryota, Viridiplantae, Streptophyta, Magnoliopsida, Aquifoliales, Aquifoliaceae. The record is from the annotation of a GenBank genome assembly.